Molecule: messenger RNA, 1485 nt
Organism: Heterostelium album PN500
Lineage: Eukaryota; Evosea; Eumycetozoa; Acytosteliales; Acytosteliaceae
Product: Cyclophilin
Exons: 3
Coding region: 1-1485 (494 amino acids)
Biological process (GO): protein peptidyl-prolyl isomerization
Molecular function (GO): peptidyl-prolyl cis-trans isomerase activity
Source: RefSeq, a predicted model, not a curated record
AUGGUAAAACCAAGAACAUUCUUUGAUAUUGAAAUCGAUUCUAAACCAAUUGGUAGAAUCGUAUUUGAAUUGUUUAGUGAUGUAACACCAAAGACAGCAGAGAACUUUAGAUGUUUGUGCACAGGCGAGAAGGGUGUUUCUGAUACACUGCAGCUACGGCUGCACUAUAAGGGAUCGACAUUGCAUCGUAUCAUCAAGAACUUUAUGAUUCAGGGUGGUGACUUUCAAAAUAAAAAUGGUACCGGUGGUCAGUCCAUCUACGGCAGUAGAUUCGACGAUGAGAAUUUCAAGUUGAAACACAGCGAACCAUAUCUUCUAUCGAUGGCAAACGCCGGUCCAAACUCAAAUGGUUCACAAUUCUUUAUAACAACAAACGCUGCUUCUCAUUUAGAUGGAAAACAUGUUGUUUUUGGUAGAGUAGUUGAUGGUAAACCUAUUGUAGAUAUCUUAAAUGCUGUGUUGACCGAUCAGAGUGAUAAGCCAUUCGCAGAUGUUAGAAUUUCGCAUUGUGGAGAACUGAUAAGAAAGACUGAUAUUAAGAAGAAGGAGAAGGAGGAGGAAAAGAGUGAGAGUGGCAGUGAGAGUGGUAGUGGCGACAGUGAUACAAGUGACUCGGACGACAAAGAGAAGCGCAUCAAGCGAAAGGAAAAGAAAAAGAGAAAGAAAGCAGAGAAAAAAGCCAGAAAGAAAGAGAAAAGAGAAAAGAGAAAAGAAAGGAAAAAGAGAAAGAAGAGUCAUCAUAGCGAUACGAGUGAUAGUGACAGUAGCGAUAGCGAUAGUGACAACGAUAGAAAGCGUGGUAGAAGUAAGAGUCCGAGAAGAUCGUCGUCGUCAAAGAAAGAUAAGCAUAGAGAUAGCAGUAGUUCACGUUCACGUUCUAGAAGUGGAUCUGUCGACCAAUAUAAAGAUAGAUACAAACCAAUGAAACCGUGGACAAACAAUAACAACAACAACAACAAUAACUAUAAUUCAAACACCAACUCAAACUCUGACGGCAAGCCAGUGGUUAGAGGUAGAGGUGCUGUAAGAUAUUCACAACAACAACAACAACAAUCGAGUUACAAUAAUAGAGAUAGAGAUUAUAAUAGAGAUAGAGAAUAUAAUAGAGAUAGGGAUAGAGAUUAUAACCGAGACAGAGAUUAUAAUAGAGAUAGAGAUUAUAAUAGGGAUAGAGAUAAUAGAUAUAAUAGAAGAGACGACCAUGAUAAUGAUAGAGUGGUUGAGAAAAGAAUAGAUGAUAGUAGAAAGAAAAGAGAUUAUGGUGAUGUGGAUUAUAACGAUGAUAAAAACAUUGAUAAUUUAGUCGGAAGAAAAGAUAUACCAACAACAUCUGGAUCGGUAGAUGAUCAACAUGAGAAGAAAUCAGAAGAUAAUGAUAUCGAUAGAAAAGAUCAACCUUUAAGGGAAUCAUCUAGUGGUGGCAGAUUCGAUAGGAAAAAGAGAAGAACUAGUGAUGAUGAAAAUGAAAGUGAUAGUGAUUACUAG